Molecule: messenger RNA, 531 nt
Organism: Aplosporella prunicola CBS 121167
Lineage: Eukaryota; Fungi; Ascomycota; Dothideomycetes; Botryosphaeriales; Aplosporellaceae
Exons: 2
Molecular function (GO): electron transfer activity
Source: RefSeq, a predicted model, not a curated record
GCCCUCACCACCACCACCGUCUCCGCCAAAAACAUCGACAUCAGCGUGGGCAAAGAAGGGCUCUCGUUCUGGCCCAACAGCACCACCGCCGCCAAGGGUGACACGCUAACCUUCCACUUCUGGCCCAAAGCGCACAACGUGGUGCAGGGAUCCUUCGACAGCGCGUGCAGCCCGAUGCAAGGCGGCGGCAUCUACUCGGACUUUGUGCCUGUGACGGGGGACAAGGCGGCGGACAAGACGUUCGUUGUGACCGUCAACGACACGCAGCCCAUCUGGUACUAUUGCUCGCAGGGGAGCCAUUGCCAGGGCGGCAUGGUGGGCGUCGUCAAUCCGCCCGACGCCUCUUCCGGCAAGACCCUGGCCGCGUACGCCAAGUCCGCGGCCCAGGCCAAGGAAAACAAAACCCCCGACUGGCCGGUCUCGGGCGGCAAGUUCGAGCAAGCUUCCUCCUCGGAUUCUUCUUCUUCUUCUUCUUCUUCCUCCUCCGACGCCUGGGCUUCCGGCUCCGAGGCCGCGGCCCAGGCCUCCGGC